Molecule: messenger RNA, 979 nt
Organism: Cuscuta campestris
Lineage: Eukaryota; Viridiplantae; Streptophyta; Magnoliopsida; Solanales; Convolvulaceae
Source: the annotation of a GenBank genome assembly
CUUCAUAGUACGGACCUGGAUUACGUCGAAAUCAAAUCGAUCGCUCGAACGGAAGACAAAUCAACGAAAUCAACCGAACGGGUCAAAUCGAGUCAAAAUACGAAAUCGACCAAUCAAUCCGGCGUGGGGGUUAAUCUGUCAGCGAUAUCAACUUGGGGCAGCGGCCGGAUGCGGCGACGGUGACGGACGCCGGCGACAGUGGCGUAGCGGCAACUCGACGGCGAUGAGCAGCGACUGGCGGCGCUGCACUCGACGGCGGCGGAUGGCCGCUGUGCAAAGGGAGACGGCGGCUGGAAGCUCGGCGAUCGGCUGGAAGCUCAGGCGACGGCGGCUCUCGAUUCCGGCGAGGGCGAAACAGCGGCGUCCGGCGUUUGGCGACGUCCUCCGUUUGGCGUGGCGGCGCUGCAAAUCGGCGGCGGCGAUGAGCGACCGGCGCUGGCUCACGGCGGUGAGCGACGGCGGCUGGAGGCGAAGGAAGCAGCGGCGGCGCUGCAACUCGGCGGCGGCGAUGAGCGACCGGCGCUGGCUCACGGCGGCGAGCGACGGAGCCCUGGCUUGCGCGACGCCGGGCAGCGACAAUUGGCUGCGGCGAACCUCCGGCGGCUACUCCAAUUGUACGGCGGCGAUCGGCGCUGGUGCGGCGAGGCUUCCGGCGGCGAGCGACGAAGAAGAAUGAAGGAGAAGAAGAAGGAAGAAGAAGAAGAAGAAAGAAGAAGAAAAAGGACGGACGAACGAAGGAUAAGGUUUGUGUGGUUAUGUUUAUUUAAUGGUCCCAUUCCAAAAAAGAUUGGGAUUCGGACCCAAAAUACCUGAUUAAAUGGUCAUAACUUGAGCUCUGUAACUCCGAUUCGCGAGCCGUCUGAACCGACGCGAUCACAAAAAUAUUUCCUACGAGAUGACAUAAAAGUUGGGCUUAAAAUCCAAAUUAUAAUUUUAACCCCUUAUUGGGCCCAAUUCGUAAUCAAUUGCUCUAACAAUU